UGGAGGAGAGCCUCCAAACAUUUCAGCUCAUCCUCGACGUUAAAGCCCCUCUGUUUUUGUACGGAGCGUCUCGUUACACGCGUUUAGAUACACUAAAUAAAUUUACUUGCGGACUUUGCAGAAAAGCCAGUGUAGUGGAGGAAAACGGCCUCAUCCUGACCGAGGAGCCGCCAGCCUUUCGGAAAUAAGCAAGGAGUUACUACACUCCCCGAGCGCAAGGCUUGCAUCGUGGCUCUUUCAGAAGUGGCAUGUUCCAGGGAUACAGCGGGCACAGUUGAACUCCUGCUUUCACCCAAAGAGGAUUCAAUGAAAAUGUCCGUGUGCGUCCAUGAGAACCGAAAAUCGAGAGCCAGCACUGGCUCUAUGAACAUCUACCUGUUCCACAAGUCCUCCUAUGCCGACAGUGUCCUCAUGCACCUCAACUCACUGCGGCAGCAAAGGCUUUUCACAGACGUCCUGCUUCAUGCUGGCAGCCGCUCCUUCCCCUGCCAUCGUGCUGUGCUGGCUGCCUGCAGCCGCUACUUCGAGGCCAUGUUCAGUGGUGGGCUGAGGGAGAGCCAGGCCAGCGAGGUCGACUUCCAUGACUCCAUCCACCCGGAGGUUUUAGAGCUCCUGCUGGAUUACGCAUACUCAUCGCGCGUGGUCAUCAACGAGGAGAACGCAGAGUCACUGUUGGAAGCGGGGGACAUGUUGGAGUUUCAGGACAUCCGCGAUGCCUGUGCUGAAUUCCUGGAGAGAAACCUUCACCCGUCUAACUGUCUUGGCAUGUUGUUGCUGUCUGACGCCCACCAGUGUACCAAGCUGUCAGAGCUCUCCUGGGGCAUGUGCCUCAGCAACUUCCCUGCUAUUUGCAAGACAGAGGACUUCCUCCAACUGCCCAAAGAUAUGGUGGUGCAGCUUUUGUCACACGAGGAGCUAGAGACAGAAGAUGAGAGACUGGUUUAUGAAGCUGCCCUUAACUGGAUCAACUAUGAUCUGGAAAGGAGGCACUGCCACCUUCCAGAGCUUCUGAGAACGGUCCGCCUCGCCCUGCUGCCUGCCAUCUUUCUGAUGGAGAAUGUCUCCACAGAAGAGCUGAUCAAUGCCCAGGCCAAGAGCAAGGAACUGGUGGAUGAAGCUAUCCGCUGUAAGCUGAAAAUCCUGCAGAAUGAUGGCGUUGUUAACAGCCCGUGUGCUAGACCAAGAAAAACCAGCCAUGCUCUCUUUCUUCUGGGAGGGCAGACUUUCAUGUGUGACAAGUUGUACCUGGUAGACCAGAAGGCCAAAGAAAUUAUCCCCAAGGCUGACAUCCCCAGCCCCAGGAAGGAGUUCAGCGCCUGCGCCAUUGGCUGUAAGGUGUACAUCACUGGUGGGAGAGGCUCAGAGAAUGGUGUGUCUAAAGAUGUGUGGGUCUACGACACCGUCCACGAAGAAUGGUCCAAAGCAGCUCCCAUGCUCAUCGCCAGGUUUGGCCACGGCUCUGCGGAGCUGAAGCACUGCCUCUAUGUGGUAGGAGGUCACACUGCAGCAACAGGCUGCCUCCCGGCCUCUCCAUCCGUGUCACUCAAACAGGUGGAGCAGUUUGACCCAGUGGCAAACAAGUGGACCAUGGUGGCUCCUUUGAGAGAAGGCGUGAGCAACGCAGCAGUGGUCAGCGUCAAGCUCAAACUGUUUGCCUUUGGAGGAACCAGCGUCACCCACGACAAGCUGCCCAAGGUGCAGUGCUACGAUCCGCAGGAGAAUCGAUGGACUGUGCCCGCAUCCUGCCCGCAACCGUGGCGCUACACAGCUGCUGCCGUGCUGGGAAACCAGAUCUUUGUCAUGGGUGGGGAUACAGAGUUCUCAGCAUGCUCGGCUUACAAGUUCAGCAGCGAGAGCUACCAGUGGACUAAAGUGGGCGAUGUGACAGCCAAGCGGAUGAGCUGCCAGGCUGUAGCAUCUGGAAACAAACUGUAUGUGGUGGGUGGGUACUUUGGCACACAGCGGUGUAAAACUCUGGACUGCUAUGACCCCACGCUGGAUGCUUGGAACAGCAUCACUACUGUGCCAUACUCGCUCAUUCCCACUGCUUUCGUCAGCACCUGGAAACAUCUGCCUGCUUGAGCCCCAAACCCCUCUACACCGUUUUCAUGAGAUUUCCCUGUUUUGCAUCAUCUACUGGACUCCAACUGUGAAGAAGCACACAUUCUCUUCCUCUAAAAGAGACGUUGAACGGUGAUGUACAGACACCCACAUUCAUUUUGAUGUUGCAAAGAUGCCGGAGACACAGAGACACAGAGACACUUUCAGCUGGACAUUUUACCGGAUGUCGUUUCUUGUUUCUGAGAAGGAAGCUGAGACAUACAGUAACUCAACGCAAACAAACCAAACGAACUGCUACUUGCUAUAUGAGGCGCAAACCCCAACCUUGUCUACAUCUAGCAUAUCAGGCUUUCAUGCUGUGUUAUGAGGACUGCAAACAUAUUACACUACUUGCAUUUUUCCCAUUUAGUCGUGGCAGGCUUGCGAGGAUCUGUAUUGAUGUUUUUCUCUGUGAUAAAAAAGAAGAAGAAAAAAUACUCUUUUCAUGGAGACUGCAAUUUAUAGCAUGAUGAAUGUUCUAUUUAGAUUGAGGGAGGGAGAAUGCAAUGAUUGGUGUGCCAAAGAACAGAAAGCCACUCAGUUUGACUGAAUACAGCUGAUUUAUAAAAGGCACAAUGAAGGAGCAAAUCUCCCCCUUCCAUCCUCUAAUAAGCUCUUUUGUUUGACCCCUUAUAUCUUUUUUUUUUUUUUAUUCUUUCAAAGGCGUGCUUCUGACAGCUCAGACACAGAAACAAACCUUUGAGUGUUCCUCUCAUGAAGGCUUUGGCAGUUUGCUGUCACUACAAGCCACGAGGUGUUGAUGAACAACACCAGCUGAGGUUGAGGAGGAUGGAGGAGAUCUGUGAGUGGCCAUGGUGGUGGUGGUGGUGGGAGGGGGGUCGAGGUGCCUCGGGGGUCACGACCCCUACAUGUUUGCUGUUUUGCAGCUACGCAUUAACAUCCGCCGAGCGCCGCUUAACAGACCCACUGUACACAGGGGCAGUAUUCAGUGCUUCAGAAAAGACACUGUCAUAUUCAGCUGUACACUCAAUGCUGUAAAAGACCGGCUGUGCUUCUGUUAUUCCGAUAAAAGCGGUGGCUUGCUUGCUGAGUCAUAGAUAAAGCCUUUUUAGAGCAUGUCCACUCAUAGUGAUUCAGUAAAACUGGCAUGAACUCUUCUCUGUGGUCACAGAAAUCUUGUCACCUUAACCUAAAACUGAGAAUCAAUCAGUUUCUUUUUAAACUUGCUGCAAUGUAGUCUUAAUUUAUAUGACAAUGAUUACUCUGUUAUGUUAAUAUGUUUAAUCCUAUUUAUUUCUUCUCUGCCUGCGUUCAUUUGUGAAUGUAUGUUUGGGUUGUGUCAUGCAUGGCCAGGUGUUGUGUUUUAUUUGAUCUCAGUUGGGCUGCAUUUUGCACAGUUCAGUCUUUCCCACGAGGAGCUGGUUCUUUUAAAAGAGACGGAGGUGCGACUCUCCCAGGGUUUUCAGUUGUGUCAGAGUAUGGAUGGAAGAGGAAGAAUGACUCACAUCACUGAUGACGUAAAGCUGUUUAGGCCACAGGGUCACUGCCCAAAUAAGAAGACAGAAUGGGGUUGGAAGAAAGAAAUAAUAAUUUUACUUCUGAUAGAUUCAGUUUAAGCUCAAACCUGGGUCCAAACCUGCCUUAAACUGUCCCAUCGGGGCCCAAACCUUACCAACAUAAAACCAUAAAACAGAUAAGGCUGUUGGAAAUGUGCAGUAUGUGGCCCAGUAUCUAUCAGGGACGUCACAGAGUAACCCUGACAUGGUUAAGAAUGUGAUGGUCUGUGCAGCUGUCCUCGGGACAGCUGGAGGACUGUCGCAUGUGCUAACUUGGCUUAUUGGGGUGUUAAUCCACAGUCUUCUUCACCGUUAAGUAGAGAGAGAGAGUUGAAUCCAGUAAGCUGUGCAUUGAUAAGGGCAGACACCGCAGUGCUUUUCAUCAUAGUGUUAAUGAUGCACAUAAAUAAAGAAGGAAAAAAAACACUGCAAGUUCUUAAAGAACAAAAAACGAGAAUGUCCUAAACACUUGCUUAUGAAAAUUCUUGGUAACUCUAAUCAGUGUUUUUGUCUGUAUGUCUGUCCAGGUGACCUGAACAUUGGCAUUUUACAAUUGAAUAUUGAUGGACUCAUUGAAUUUCAAUGUAAGAGGUAAUGUUUCAGUGCAAUGUGUGUAUAUAUAUAUAUAUAUUUUAAUUUUUUUCCAAAUGUCUGUCCUCCUGGAUUCAUGAAUCAAAUCAAAUCUUUGUGGAUCAAUUGGUAAACAGCCCUGCAAAUUCCUUCCUCCAGCUCCUUUAGGCCACCCAAAACUUCAUCCUUUCUUUGGACAUUACAGGACUUCUCCGGAGACCCUCGUGGCUCCAUAAUGUUGACCUCCUACAGCCAUUGAACUCAGAGGCUCUGGCCCCACCAAUCAGAUAAGAGCAUUUCUUUCCCAUAGAACACAGGUUUCCCUGGCAACAGCAAGCAAUGAAUGCCCCUUCAAUUUGCUUCUAAUUGCUGAGUGGCAUUUCCCAUUUCUAGUCUUGCCCUCCUCUUACUCUGUGUUUUAUCUGGAAGUCCAGCUGGCUCAGAUUGGAGCACAGUAUCCCACUUUACAUAAUGAUGUAAAUUAGACAGGAAACACUGUCGGUGUGCAUCGGUUUCCUUCUUUCUUCCUCUCUCUCUUUUUUUUUUUUUGUCAUGUAAGAGUUUAAUUUCUAUUUUUAUGGCAUUAUUUUGUACAUGUGAUUUUUUUCACAAUGUGAAAUUCAUGGCUAAUAAACAUAAGAGUUUUUUCCUCUUGA
This is a messenger RNA of Toxotes jaculatrix (banded archerfish), 4843 nucleotides long. It is a transcript of the gene enc1, whose product is annotated as ectodermal-neural cortex 1. The record is from RefSeq and is a predicted model, not a curated record. Gene Ontology annotation, molecular function: protein binding. Bases 307 to 2082 code for a protein of 591 amino acids. The transcript is spliced from 3 exons. NCBI's taxonomy places the organism in Eukaryota, Metazoa, Chordata, Actinopteri, Toxotidae.